AUGGGAACUAUACAAGAAGCUGGAGAAAAGACGGUGGAUCUCGGCAUCAGGGAGAAUGCAGAAACAGCAAUACUAGGAGCAUCCUUGAGACUUGGGGAACUGGAGCUGAAGGAAGAAUGGCAAGAUGAAGAAUUUCCUAGACUGCUUCCUGAAGAGACUGGCCCUUCUGAAGAUCCUCAUGAUCCUGGAAGAGACACACAGGCAGGCACCCCCAGCACUUUAGCCCUGUGUGGCCGGCGCCCCAUGCGCAAGCGUCUUUCUGCCCCGGAGUUGCGACUGAAUCUGACUAAGGGGCCUGGAGAUGAUGGAGCUUCUCCCACCCACUCUGGACCUUCCUCUUCUGAUGGCAGUUCUGACCUGGAGGUAGACGAGUUGGAGACGCCUUCAGACUCGGAGCUGCUGGACAGUGGACAUGAAUUUGAAUGGGAAGAUGAGCUGCCUCGGGCAGAGGGCCUGGGGGCCAGUGAGGCAGCUGAAAGGCUGGGCCGAGGUUGUAUGUGGGAUGUGGCCGGAGAAGAUGGUCAUCGCUGGAGGGUGUUCCGAACAGCACAGCGGGAGCAGCGAGUGGACAUGACUGUCAUUGAGCCCUAUAAGAAAGUCCUAUCUCAUGGAGGCUACCAUGGUGAUGGCCUCAAUGCUGUUAUCCUCUUUGCUUCCUGUUACCUACCCAGAAGCAGUAUCCCCAACUACACCUAUGUCAUGGAACACUUGUUCAGGUACAUAGUGGGAACUCUGGAGCUGCUGGUAGCUGAAAAUUAUCUGCUGGUUCACCUGAGCGGAGGCACAAGUAGGGCCCAGGUUCCACCUCUGAGCUGGAUACGCCAGUGUUAUCACACUCUGGAUCGGCGGCUCCGGAAAAACCUGCGCGCUCUGGUGGUUGUCCAUGCUACAUGGUACAUGAAGGCAUUCCUGGCAUUGCUUCGGCCCUUCAUCAGUUCCAAGUUCACACGAAAGAUCCGUUUUCUGAACAGCCUUGGAGAGCUGGCCCAACUCAUCUCCAUGGAUCAGGUCCACAUCCCAGAAGUUGUCAGACAGCUGGACCACGAUCUCCAUGGCUCAGGAAGAACCUAG
Rangifer tarandus platyrhynchus (Svalbard reindeer) is the source of this 1071-nucleotide messenger RNA. Lineage: Eukaryota; Metazoa; Chordata; Mammalia; Artiodactyla; Cervidae. The record is from the annotation of a GenBank genome assembly.